GUCAUUUAUUUCUUACAGAAAUCCAAGCCUAUUUAAACAGACAAAAUGUUCCUUUAAUGAACUAAAAUGAACUUGCAUAAACCAUUAAGAACAAGGAUGACACCAAAACCAAAUCAGUUUAGGACUGAGCUCCUCGACGAUUUCAGGGAAAGUGAAAAGCUAUGGGAGGAGGAAGAGUGUGCGAAUGUGUGAAUAGAGCAGGAGACUGGAAACGUCUUUUACUCGUUUUCCAGAUAGGUUCCCCAAAGGCGAAGUUUUCUUCUUAAGGCACAGCAGAGUCUGCUUGCGUUCAGCCUCUUAGCUCAUGAAGUUGUGAAGUCCUCUUUCCUAGAGCUUAGUAUUUUUUUUACAGGAGCAUGGACGUUUUGAUAGUGUUGUUUUCUUCCACAUUUUAAGCAGUCCGAUGGUGUUGUUUAUCAAGAGGCAGGCCCUGGCAUUCUUGUUCUACCAGAAAUGAUUUUCGGAUUUUCGGCCUCUAUCAGCACUAGGCUGGGGAACAGCUUCACUCUCUGAUCUUUCGGCAGAAAGCUGUCAUUUCCUUGUGGUGCUGAAGUUUAGGACCAAACUGAGCAUGCGCUGCCUCCAAUUCCCCACACAGCCACCCCUCCCAUCCUCUGACUCCGCCCCCACCCCGUCUCCCGUGAGCGUGAUUGCGUCACCACGCUCCUGACCCCUGGCGACCCCGGAAGUGGGUCGGGGGCUUGGCCUCGGCCAGGCCAAGGAGCCGGCACAGAUAGUGGUGGCCGCUGGAGUCCGGCCAACCGAGCCUGUCCGGUGGCGGAGGCCGGAUGCGGCCCGAGCCGGGGGCCCAGGAUGCUGAACGUCCCUUCCCAGGCUUUCCCGGCCCCCGGCUCCCAGCAGCGCGUUGCCUCCCAGGGGCGUAGCAAGGUAAGUGGCGACGGCCGUUCGCCUACUGACUCAAACACCCCGAGUUUGUUCAAGUUGCUGAAGUUGUCCUCUGUAGGUCUACUCAGUACCCUGCUUCCGGCGUGGUUGCUUUUCUGCCUCAAGCUGUCCUCUCCAGUCUUUUGUUCUUUAUAGUCAGAAGGAAAAGGCUGAGCAGUGGCAGCCAGAGAGACUUAUCUGAAAGACUGGUGGCUAGGGAAGACUGGAGUCUGCAAACCUCCCAUCAAAUUUGGUGUCACCUUUCCACGUCACACUCCUCUGUGUAUAAGAGAACCAAUUGUUCCAGCUCUGCCUCAUCUGUGGACACCCCUGGUUGACUCUGAGUCCGGUACCGUGCUCUUGACUAUUUGUUGAAUAUGGUUACUGUGAGCAGCAGGUGGAAAUACAGGUACCUUUAAAACAAGGCAGGAGUCUUAUGGAUUGGAUCCGAUUGACCAAAAGUGGAAAGGACUUCACGGGAUUGAAGGGCGGGUUAAUUGAAGUAACAGAAGAAGAACUUAAGAAGCACAACAAGAAAGACGACUGUUGGAUAUGCAUAAGAGGGUUUGUUUACAAUGUCAGCCCAUAUAUGGAGUAUCAUCCUGGUGGGGAGGAUGAGCUUAUGAGAGCCGCAGGAGCAGAUGGAACGGAUCUUUUUAAUGAGGUGCAUCGUUGGGUCAAUUAUGAAUCCAUGCUGAAAGAGUGCCUGGUUGGCAGGAUGGCUGUGAAGCCCGCUGUUCCGAAAGACUGUCAUGAAGGAAAGAGAGUCUUAAAUGGCAUGCUUCCCAAGAGCCAAGUGACAGACACACUGCCCAGGGAAGGCCCCAGUUCUCCAAGCUAUGAUUGGUUCCAAACAGAGUCUUCAGUGACCAUUGUUAUAUACACCAAGCAGAAGAAUAUCAAUUUAGACUCAGUAAUCGUUGACCUCCAGGAUGACUCCUUGAGAGCAGAAGCAGUCAUCAAGGAUCAUUCUUAUCUUAUACAUAUUGGGUUAAGCCAUGAAGUUCAAGAAAAUUUUUCUGUACGGGUUAUUGAGAAUGUUGGAAAAAUAGAGAUUGUCCUACAAAAGAAAGAAACUGUUUCUUGGAAAUGUCUUGGUGAUCCCCUGGAGAAACAUGAUUCUUUUAUUCCAAAGAAAGAUACAGGCUUGUACUAUAGACAGUGCCAGUUAAUUUCCAAGGAAGACGUUACUCAUGACACAAGGCUCUUCUGUCUGAUGCUGCCUCCCAGUACUCACCUUCAGGUGCCAGUUGGGCAACAUGUUUACCUCAAGCUCAGUGUCACAGGUGCAGAAAUAGUAAAGCCAUAUACACCCGUGUCUGAGUCCUUACUCUCAGAUUUUAAAGAACCAGUUCUUUCCCCAAAUAAGUACAUCUACUUUUUGAUCAAAAUCUAUCCUGCUGGACUCUUCACGCCAGAACUUGAUCGUCUUCAGAUUGGAGAUUUUGUUUCUGUAAGUGGUCCUGAGGGCAAUUUUAAAGUUUCCAAACUCCAGGAAGUGGAAGAUCUCUUUUUAUUGGCAGCCGGAACAGGCUUCACACCAAUGGUUACUGUACUGAAUCACGCUUUAACUCACAUGUCCAGUCUCAGGAAGGUGAAGUUAAUGUUCUUCAAUAAAACAGAGGAUGACAUAAUUUGGAGAUGCCAGCUAGAGAAAUUGGCAUUAAAAGAUAAAAGAUUUCAUGUUGAAUAUGUUCUCUCGGCACCUUCCCCAGAAUGGAAUGGCAAACAGGGACACGUGUCACGAGCUCUUCUCUCUGAAUUUUUGCAACGAAGUUUAGAAAAUUCUAAAGUCUUCCUUUGCAUCUGUGGACCAACCCCAUUUACAGAUGAGGGGAUAAGGUUGCUGCAUGAUCUUAACUUUUCCGAUGAUGAGAUUCAUGGUUUUACAGCAUAAUAAAAAGAUGCCAUUGUCUUUUAUUCCACUAGUUUAUACUUGUGAUUGCCUAGGGUUUUUUAAAAGAAUUUUUGUAUGUACGAAAGGUUAAUCAGAAUCCAGGCUUCCGUUUCUGCAAUGAAGUCAUGUGUCUUCAGUACAGGUAACUUCUUGGUUUAAUGUUUGUACCGUGACUUACUUUUCUGCUGAUGCCUGACCUGAAACUUCAGUCAUGACAGCAGGUGCAUACAAGAGCCUUUGUUAUGAGCUGCAAGUUUCCUUACCACUGAAAUUGUAUCACUGUUCUGCAGUAAACACUUGUAUUUUAUGACAUGAUAAACUAAGCAAUCAUUUUGGUCACUUUUUAUGCUGCAAGAUAUCUUCUGAGCAAUACAGAUUAAGUUUUACACUGCACUGUUCACUCAGGAAUCGAUGGUGUAUAUCCUUAUUAGUCUUAACACACAGAAUGCUGUAACUAUUUGUGGUCAGGUUUUGUGGGUGUCCAUGGCAUUGUUACAGAUAGAAUAAAACUAUACUUCAUACUUUUUA
This is a messenger RNA of Rattus norvegicus (Norway rat), 3310 nucleotides long. The record is from RefSeq and is a predicted model, not a curated record. Lineage: Eukaryota; Metazoa; Chordata; Mammalia; Rodentia; Muridae.